GGAGCUCCAAACAGGGCUGGCUGAGGUUCACGCUAACACAUGAUGUUGCCAUGACUGUUUCUUACUGAGUUAACUGAGAUCAUUUGCAGGCAGCCUUCUUGAUUCACAUCGCAGCACAGCCAGGCAGGAUUGUUACGUUUCCCCCAUUAACAUCGUCAAGCAGGCAUCUGCUUAAAGCUUGUAGGCUGGGAAUGCAUCAAGAUCUCUUCUCAAGGGCGGAUCAUCCCUCUUCUGGUUUAGGGAUGGAACGUCCAAAACUAGUUUCCCACUUCCGGUUUAGGGGUUGAUGCUUCAAAAUUGUAAUGAACAGCACAGAUUGAAAUAAUUAGAAAAUGGAAGAAUGAUGGACUCAUCUAAGUAGAAGAUGCGGUAUUGAAAUAAUGAACCAUUUCAGGAUAGUAUUCUUCACUAUUGGUAUUGUGCUGCCCAAAGUACUGCAGUCUUUCAAGUAGGGUCCCUUCGAGAAAUUUCAAGAUCAGUUCGAGAACAAGAUUUUGCUUAAGAUUUGUUUUGAAAAGGCAACACUGUAAAACAGACAAUUGCUUUUGGGGUCCUAGAGUCCCUUGAAAGUUAUGAUGGAAAUAGGAGACCUAAAGUUCAAGUGAUUGAAUGGCUGAAGCAGGAAGGAAAAACGUCUGGGAGGACAGACUAUCAUUUGGAGCACUGGCUCAGGAGUCUAAAUCACCAAGGGCUCAUCCAUCAAUCAACCAGAAGUGAAGACAAUAGCUUCAAAGAAGAGAAUGUUUAAAUUUCAUCAAAUGAAACAUAUUUUUGAAAUACUUGAUAAAAUGAGAUGCCUGCGAAAACGUUCUACAGUGUCAUUCUUGGGAGUUCUUGUCAUUUUUCUCCUUUUUAUGAACUUGUACAUUGAAGAUAGCUAUGUUCUGGAAGGAGACAAACAACUUAUAAGGGAAACAUCCACACAUCAACUGAAUUCAGAACGCUAUGUUCAUACUUUUAAGGAUUUGUCUAAUUUCUCAGGAGCCAUAAAUGUCACCUAUCGCUACCUAGCUGCCACACCUUUACAAAGAAAGCGGUAUCUUACAAUUGGACUUUCUUCAGUAAAGCGAAAAAAAGGAAACUAUUUACUUGAGACAAUUAAGUCAAUUUUUGAGCAGUCCAGUUACGAAGAACUGAAGGAAAUUUCAGUGGUGGUUCACCUAGCAGACUUUAAUUCUUCCUGGCGUGAUGCCAUGGUCCAGGAUAUUACACAGAAAUUUGCGCACCAUAUUAUUGCAGGAAGAUUAAUGGUUAUACAUGCCCCAGAGGAGUAUUACCCAAUCCUGGAUGGCCUUAAAAGAAAUUACAAUGAUCCAGAAGAUAGAGUCAAAUUUCGUUCAAAGCAAAAUGUAGAUUAUGCUUUUCUGCUUAAUUUUUGUGCCAAUACUUCUGACUAUUAUGUAAUGCUUGAAGAUGAUGUUCGAUGUUCAAAAAAUUUCUUAACUGCCAUCAAGAAAGUCAUUGCAUCCCUAGAAGGAACUUACUGGGUAACUCUUGAAUUCUCUAAGCUUGGCUACAUUGGUAAACUCUAUCAUUCUCAUGAUCUCCCACGUUUGGCACAUUUUUUAUUAAUGUUUUAUCAAGAAAUGCCUUGUGAUUGGCUAUUGACUCAUUUCCGGGGUCUGUUGGCUCAGAAAAAUGUGAUCCGUUUUAAACCAUCUCUCUUUCAGCACAUGGGCUAUUAUUCAUCAUACAAAGGGACAGAGAAUAAGCUAAAGGAUGAUGAUUUUGAAGAGGAGUCAUUUGACAUUCCUGAUAACCCCCCUGCAAGUCUGUACACCAACAUGAAUGUGUUUGAAAAUUAUGAAGCAAGCAAGGCUUACAGUAGUGUUGACGAGUACUUUUGGGGGAAACCACCUUCAACAGGAGAUGUUUUUGUGAUUGUAUUUGAAAAUCCAAUUAUAAUUAAAAAAAUUAAAGUAAAUACUGGAACAGAAGAUCGACAAAAUGAUAUUUUGCAUCAUGGAGCACUAGAUGUUGGGGAAAACGUUAUGCCUAGCAAACGAAGGAGACAAUGUUCUACUUACUUAAGACUAGGAGAAUUCAAAAAUGGAAACUUUGAAAUGUCAGGUGUGAAUCAAAAAAUUCCAUUUGAUAUACAUUGUAUGAGGAUAUAUGUCACCAAAACACAAAAGGAAUGGCUAAUUAUUAGGAGUAUUAGCAUUUGGACUUCUUAGCCAAUUAAAUCAGUAUGUUCAGUUUCUGAAACAGGUCUUCCUGUUUCCUUUUUUGCUACCGUUGUCAUUUGGAGGGAAAACAAUGGAUGGGAUAUGUUAAAAGAAACAUUAAUUACUUGGUAGUUUUCAUUUAUACACUGUUGACAUAAUUUUAUUCUUAAUACACACUUGUAUUUAUUUUAACGUCUGAAGUUGAAUAUAAGUCUAUAGCUAAUGCUAUUUUCCUUUAUAUUUUUAAAUGCUUUUAGUUUUUAAAUUUCAACUGAUUGUCAAAAGGGUAAUAUGAAAAAUUUUAAAUCAACAAAUUAGUUUGUUGGAUGAUGGUUUUUGAAAAUUAGUCAUCAACUGUAUAUACUUCCUCAAGAAUUGAUAAUUCAUUAUAUCAUCAGAUAGCUUUUAUUAAGCAUCUGUGGGAAUAUACAGUUGGGUGGAAUGAUAAUCUGGUUUUUUUGUGUGUGUAAACUUAGGUUUCCAUUGACUUCUGUACAUCUACAAUGAAUACCUCCUCAUAGAAGUGGUGUCUUUACAACAUAUUUUUUGUGUAAGUGAGGCUAUGGAAAAAGAAAAAAAAAGACUUAAAAAUAUCUCUCCCCUGACCAUUUAUAUGAAAGGGAACAUUGUUCAUUGUUUAAAAACAUUUAAUUGAGCACCUAUUGUUGAUAAAUUUUCUGGGGGAAGCAGUCUUUUUCUAGUUUCCCUUUUGCAAAAAAAAAGAAAAGAAUAGUUAGCUCAAUAUUUUCAGGUUACAUUAAGUACCCACAUUUAAUAGAAUAAAUUAGGGAAGGCCUAUAGUAGUUAGCUCAUUCGUACAGACAUUUUCAGUAUAUGCAGAAAAUUUUGGGAAAUUGAUUUUAUACAUUUUGUAUUAAAAUCCAUGUGAUUGAAAUUAUUGCGAUUUAUCAUAUACUUUUUUUGGAAUUUAAAUGGGUAUAUUAUAAAGGACCAUAGAAAGUAAUUGACUUUUCUGGAAUCAAAGAUCUAUUUCCUAGCAAGGCCAGAAUGAGAGAUCUGAUAUUCUGAUAACCAGACAAUGCUCUUUUUCUCGUAUGAUUUCUCCUGACACAGUUUAUGCUUUCUGUGUUCUAUUUGCUAUGUGACUCUCAGAUAAUAAGUUAUACCAUCUGGAAAUAGGUGGUACAAUUCUUGCAUAAAUAAUAUUAUCCUAAAUAAUGUCCUAAACGAUACUUUUUUGGUAUAUGCACCCAAAUAGUAAGCAAACUUGACUAAACUUUUCCUAAUAGGGAUUGGAGAGUGUGUCUUUAUAAUGUGUCCAUUAAAGUAAUUCAGGACACCUUAGUGUGUCCUAAAGACAUUGGUUUUCAGAAUGUCCUGAGCUUGUUUCAUCCUUUUUGUUUUUUAAUGAACAGCAAAAACAGGGAUUUAUUAUAAAAGGAAAUGGAAGGUGCUUCAUAUAUGUUCAAGAAACUCAAGUACAUGUUUAUAUAGAUGACUCUGUGUGUUUGUGAGUGUGUGUGUGUUGGUGUGUGUGUGAAGGCUAGACUUUUGCUGGUAAGAAGGAAUGAGAAAAUCUUCCUGCUCUUCCUUUUCAUACUGAAACACAGUCCUUAAGAUUUACUAGUAUGCUGUGGCCCAAACAACACUAGGAUAUUUUUAUUUUAUUCGUUCUCUACAAAUAAAUGAGAAACUCGGAUAAAAAAUGGAAAUUUUUUCUUCAUUUAUAAACAGCUGUUGUAUAUUUUCUUUGUAUCCAGCUACUAAAGUGUUAGAAGAAAAAUCAACCUUUCAUAGAAGUCUAAAUAUUAAUAUUUUGUAAGGCAUCUAAAUCUUAACAGUCAUAGGAAAAUGUGAACACUGCCACUAAACUAUUACCUUUACCUUGAUUUAGAGGAUACUUGCCAGACCCCUAAAAAUGUUCUAUUUUCUUUAUUUUUCUUAUCUUUUUUAACUGGCUAGUUGAUAGCAUUGUGUGUAUAUCUCAGAAGUUACAAAUGGCAUUAUUUUCUUCACUGUCAAUGAUAAAAGGUACACAACUGUAUGCCAAAGAUAUAUAAUAUCAAGAGCUAGGCAGACUCCCUGAAAUGAGUUGUAACAUUUUACAUAUUCUUCUGGGGAUGACUUUCUGAAGAUCAGCUGUUGGUGUCUAUCAAAGUCUUAAAAAUGUUUCAGAAACGAUUGCUGAGGGUAGCAGUGAAGUUGGAUGUUUGCUAGGAAAUUAUGAAAACAAAUGUGACUCAGAGAGGUCAUUUCACAUUUUAUCUUAAUAUCCUCUCUUUACUAAACCUGUGUUUGGAUAAGUUCGUCAAUCAUCCUAGGAUCUUCUGUGCUUUCUUUACAGUUGACACUGGGUCAAUUUUCUAAGGAAAACCCCUUGACAAAUAAAGCUUCUUCAUUAGGGAUCAAGAGGAAAAAUAGCUCUUCUUUUUCAAAAGAAAAUCUGAACCAUUUUUUUAGCAUGGUCCGAUGUUCUAUUUCCUAUAUUUAGAAACUUUGAAUAAGGGUCUAGUAAUCUUGUCUCAGAGUCAUAGAAACAAAAAUACAAUUAUUAGGUUUAACUAUACUCAAUCUAUUUGCUAUUUUUAAACAUUUUUGCUGUAAGUUUAUAUAUUUAUAUACAUAUAUAACACAUAUAUGUAUAUAAUUUUCUUUGUUAAAAAUAACAAUUGACAAAGACUGGCAUUUGAGACAUGAGUGGUUGAGUCAUUUAAUUGCCAUACAAAUAAAAUGCUGACAGAUUUCAAACAAAAAAUACAGUAUGUACCUUAAAUAAUGCCUCAGAAUUGUAUAAUUUAAACUGACCAAAAACCUUACUUACACUUAAAAUUCUCCUUAGGGGAGCCUUUUCAGCAUUUAUGAACAUCAAAGAAAAAUGUGUCUUGUAAAAGCACAAUGAAAUUCAGAAAAUACACAUUUUUUAAAAAUACACAUUUUAGUGGCAAUCACAAAUGUGGAUACAAAAAUAUACAUAAAAUAUGUUAAUGCAAGAACUUUUUCCUACUCUUUGAAAACUGUAACCUUGUGCUAUUUAUAAAGUAGAUAUUUUCCAGGUAUGAAAAUAUAAUUUGGAAACCAA
This is a messenger RNA of Macaca mulatta (Rhesus monkey), 5208 nucleotides long. The record is from RefSeq and is a predicted model, not a curated record. NCBI's taxonomy places the organism in Eukaryota, Metazoa, Chordata, Mammalia, Primates, Cercopithecidae.